This is a messenger RNA of Amoebophrya sp. A25, 7376 nucleotides long. NCBI's taxonomy places the organism in Eukaryota, Dinophyceae, Syndiniales, Amoebophryaceae. The record is from the annotation of a GenBank genome assembly.
GGACGUGUGUAGCGUGUGGCUGCUGAUCAGCAAGGUGCGUUGUCCAACUUGGAAAGCUAUGGAGAGUGCGUCAUCAACUCCUUUCAUCUAGGCCGCCCUGCAACGGCGGAGACUUGUUUCAUGUCCACUACAACAAACGACACAUGAGGCUUGAAAGACGAAGGGUGGUGCAGAUCUUCAUGCAGAUGAAAUUAACCACGAGUACUACUUCUUCUUUUGACUUUGGGUUCUACAACAAGUUCAUCCAGAGUUGUACUACUACUAGUAGUGCAUGAUGACUGUGGAGGUCGACGAGGUCUGCUGAUGAGGAUACUCCACAGGAUGAGCAACCUUUUCAACCACCAAAACAAACCCAAGAUGAGCAACUUCUUCGUUGUGGCAGAGGGCGGCAACCACAAAAUCCUGUCUCCCAUUUUAGUGGCGGGUGUCCAUCCGGUUUUUUACACCUAAUGAUGAUUAACAUUGUCAUGAAACAAAAGCAAAGAAAAGAGGAUGAUCUAGUUCCUCUUCAAGAUGAAUCAGACACCUGACAUCGCUUCUCUCUGAAAGUGAAUGAUGUCGGUGGAAAGAAAAUUUUAAGAACUACUACCUAUUUUACGCUGUGCUCUACUCGUUAUCGGCUUGCUUCCUCGAGGGCGUUUCCCAUAAAGGAGCAAUUCUCAGUGGUGCCAUGCGAGCUAGAAUAAGUGGCAAGGACGAAAUGGAAAUGAAUGCAGUCAACAUGAUGCAUACAGACAAUGAAAAAACACGGGCGCCAACUUCCAAGCUGCGAGCAUAAGCACGAUGUUAGGACUAUUGAUACUUUCAAGAGCCUUUGCUGCGAGCUCGUCGGCCUCUCCGUGCGAAGAGAAAGAAGCUGACCACGGGUGAUCCCAGAGGCAGACCACUACUUGCGCACUUACCUGAACAUCCUGGAUUUCGAAGCAAUCCGCCUUGCUAUGUAUUCCAUCAUAUUUUUUUUUGCGAUUUGCUUUGCGUUUGCGAUCAAGAGUGGAGCGCCACGCAAACGCCUCACACGCGUGAUAGAAGACGAGACUUCCGCACUCGCCCGUGAACACUACAGACUUCGACGACCACUUGCAAAGAAGCUUCAGGGGGCUUGGUGCUAGUCGUAGAAUUCUGACCGAGCAGCACGGUCUACCACAAAGCCACAGACAGCGACGAGGCCUUAUGGGAAGCAAGAACUUCGCGGAUUUUUUUCCGCAUUACGGAUCGUGCUUUUAUUUUCCACUAUGAUUAAUUUCUACAACAAGAACAACUACAACGUAGGAUAGAUACUAGACUUCAGCGCCCGAUAGCUCUCCCUCCGCUAGAAUCCUCCACCUCCUUCGAGCAUUUCCUUCGCCAAGACGCGCCUCCCCCGCUGCUCUUCCGCCAGCUCGCGGCGCUUUCCUGACGAAGUGGCCCGCGCCAGAGGAGUCGGAACAGAGGCGCCGCGGAAUUUAACAGAGGGGGCCGCUUCUGUCUCUGAGGUUUUCGAGAUGUCUCAAGGUGUGCCUGCUUUUGAAUUUAGUGCAGGGCUUUGGAUUGGGAGGCUUGGGCGCGAAGCUUCGCGCGUAAGUCUUUGAGGUGGAGACUUGGGGGGAGAUUGAUGGAAGCUUUUGCCUUGCAGCUUGAAGCUCGCGACCGCUUGCAGUGUCAAGCUUUGAGCUUCAGCAAAGCUCGAGGCCCUAGCCUCGAGCUUGGCGCUUUGAUUUUGCAGCUUUGGACUUGCAGGCUGAAGCUUUGGACUCGAACGAAUUGCCGGGCUUGGAGGGUUUUGCCUGAAGUCUCGGAUCUGAGACCUUGGGCCUCAAUUCCUCAAGUUCAAAAAUUUCAGACUUUAGCGAGCUUGUCUGAAAUUCAAUUUCUUGGCUUUGAAUUUCUCAAAUCCAAAAACUUUCGACUUUGGCGAGGUUUUCUGAAAUUCAACCAAAUCCAAAAGCUUUCGACUUUAGCGAGCCGCGCGGGUAUUCAAUUUCUUGGAUUUCAAUUCGUCAAAUCCCGAAGUUUUUGAUUUUAGCAAGUUACUUCAGCACUCAAUUUCUGAGAUUUCAAUCGCCCAAAUCCCAAAAUUUUUGACUUUGCUAAGUUUUCGCGCGAUUCAAUUUCUUGGGUUUCAAUUUCUCAAAUUUUUAACCUUCGACUUUAGCAAGCUGGUCCGAAAAUUCGACCUCUAUUCGGCGUCUCAAUUCCUCAAAUCCGAAAACUUUUGAUUUUAACGAGUUUUGCUGAGAUUCAAUCUCUUGGCUUUCAAUUUAUCAAAUCCAAAAACUCUCGACUUUGCCAAGUUUUUCCGAGGUUCGUGCAAUCUCUUCGACUUGAUUCGCGAGCUUUGAUAAAUUCAGAAAUUUAGAAACUUAGAAAUUCAUAAAUUCGUAAGUUCAUGAAUUAAAUUCAGAAACUCAGAAAUUUAGAAACUUAGAAAUUUAGAAGUUCAGAAAUUCACAAAUUCGCAAGUUCAUAAAUUCACAAGUUCGCGAAUUCGUGCGCAUUCCUAUAAAUUUGUAAAUUCAUAAAAUUCAUGCAGCAAAUUCAUAAGUUCAAAAGUUCAAAGGUGAAAGAGUGAGAGUUUGGGGCUUGGUGUUUGGAAGUAGGAGAGUGAGAGUUUGGCGGGGUUGUUGCUGAGUUUUUUUUUUAGCUCUUUAAUAUUACCCCAAAACCCAACGUCACGCUCAAGAUCUUCGUCAAGGAAGUAGGACAUUUGAAAUCGCAGAAUUUCUUGGCGUUCAGAGAGCAGCAAGAAUUGGCCGUGAUUCAACAGUUUACUUUUUGGAACACAAGUACUAAGAAAGUUACAAUUAUGGAUGAAAUUGAAAGUACUUCUUAACUACGCUAAGAAAUAGGCGACAUCACGCACACGAAUAGGAAUAGGGGCACAACGAAGAAAAACGACGUCGCGCUCAUGAGAUCGUGUUCGACUGAGGACCAUGACGCUCACCCGCCAGCCGUGUCCGUCAUCCUGCACUAGAAAAACCAUUGCAAAAAGCCCAAACAUCGACUUUUCUUCCUAAAAGUAGCGUCCUUUUCAGUUUCAAGCACCGACGACUCAUGGAUGCCUUCUUCCACAUCAACACAGUGAAUUCUGCUCAUCAAUAAUCGGCAGUCGAGCGCUACCAGUUACGGUUUCCCCUAGUCCAUCCUUAAAAGCAUCUUUGAGGCUUUUUCACGGAGAGAAAGGUCUCCGAGUAGUCUUCGAGGUGGAUAGCGGCGGGCGCUAAAGCUAAAAAACUAGGGAGGCGCAGGAUGAAGGUAAUGAUAUCUCUGCUAGGUCGCAGACAAUAUCUCUGCUAGGUCGGUGGACACUUUCAUUAUGCAGCCACUUGUAAUUAGCAUCAACGAACAUCCAUGGUCAUGCAGGUCGUGCUGGAACUCGAUGGUGCGAGUUGUACUUCGAGUACAACAAGAACCACUGCUGGCUUCGAGAUGUGAUGCGGUAGUUGGCUAUCUACAAUAACCUAUUCCUGGCUGAGAUUAUCGUUGACUAUGACUUUGAAUAAUGUGCCCAUUCUUAUCGAACCAAGUUGAUUCAUCGAUGAAAGUUGAUAUUACUUCCUACUUAUUGUUCGUUAAAGUACUAUUUUUUCUAUACCUGUACCAAUACCUAAUGGCCGCUCCCUUUCUUCAAGAUAUAAUGCUAGUCUCUAUCUGUAUCUUUUAUGAUUUUCUCAAACUGUUCUAGCGCUAACCGCAAAAAACCGGUAAUCUACCUAUGAAACCAUAACAAUUAUCCAAUACUACAUGAAGAUAGCUGAAAUGAUAAUUAUGAACAUGAAAAACCCAACUUGUUUUCCUGGUGAAUAUGAUAACUGAUAUGGUGUCUACUUUUCCUUCGCUAUAGUUAGAGGUGAAUCCACGUAGUUCUUCUUCGACUGGUGAUGUGACUACGGUACACCACCUAGAGUUCAGCUAACGAAAGCAGAAGUCGGAGCCUUGGUUCUUGUCGUUCUUGUACCUAAAAAUAUCUAAAUCAAUGUGUGAAAACGACGAAGGAUGUUUUCAACGGGCCACUUUGCUGAUUUAAAAAUAGCUGCGGUCAGCGCACGCAUUUUAGAGACACAAAAAUUGGGUGCGACUACAAGGGUGUGGUCACUCUUUGUUAGCUUUACAAGUAACUUACCAAUGAUAAUGAUCCCUCUUCAGGCUCAUGUCUCCCUCAUGCUUUUGUUUUUUUGCGUUGAUCCAUUGAUACUACUCCCUCAUUGCUUUACAAACAAUGAACGCGCGUAGCUUAAGCUUCUGACUUUACCUGUGCCGCCCGUGUUGCCUCAAGGAGCACACCCUUUCGUGUAGCGGCUAUGUGGCGAUGGAUUAAAUGCGACAGGACUGCGAAAACUCAUUGAGUUUCAGUACUCGACCCGGGUGAGUAAAUCAACGUACUCGCCUCUUCUCCUUAGAGCUGUUCAACAUUAUUAUAGAUAUGAUCUCCGAUGAUCCUCGACCUUGUUCUUUUUUGUAGUUAUGACCUCUUGAAGUGCAAGGGGAAGAAAAACGCGGACUGACUAGUGAAGAAGGCAACUGCUCACUAUUUCUGCUGUAAUACCCCCUGACUGGGUACACUACUACUACUGCUACUACUACUCCUACUGCUACUAGAGGCUCCACCCAGCUGCAGAAAUCUACUUACAUAGUUACUUUUGCUUUUCCUCUUUCUCUUUCAGCUCCUUUUUAUCGAUGGAUGCGCUCCGGGCAAGGCGUGCGAUCUCGCCGGAUAUCGUAUUACUACCAUUCUUCCCGCCAGGCUUGUGAGUUCCUUUUCAGUCAUUGAAAGAGAAAUUGCUUUUCUGCGUGAUCGAUUCUCUUACAGGAUGUCUGUCUCCCUCUGUUUUGAGUGUCGGCGCUCGUUCAGUAGGCUGUGUCGUGUCUCUGUGUAUUUUGCACUCGCGCGUGUCUCACAAGAAUGAUUAGAUGUUGAUGCAGCUACUAGUUCUUAUUUAUUUGCGGAUCAUCGUUUUUCUGUCUUGAUAUGUUGCUCUAUUAAAAUUCUUGAAGAGCUACAGCUAGAUGGAUCUACCUAGUAAGAUUGUGAUGUGGCGGUUGCUGGAAGCGGUCGGGUCGGCGGGGGCAAUGUUGAUGGAUGAUGUGCCACAGCUCGAUAGCGCCAAACAGUUCUUCUAUUGAUGUGACUACGACUCCAAAAAGAUUGUGUCAGUUAUUGAAAAGCAGGGUCUUAUCACCUUCUUCGGUAAAACUGGGGAUGACUUCUAUAAUCGUCAUAGCUAUAUCUAUAAACACUUUAAGCAAAGGCCCUCAACAACUACAAGAUGGAUCUGCUACUACUUGAUUUAUAGUCUGCUAUAAUUGUCACCAUGGUAGAUGUACGUUACUAUAUAUAUAUAUGUACAACAAAUCUUCUUCAUUCUUUCUUGUUCACUUAGUAUCUGUGAUGACGAAGAGGAAGCGAGGCAGAUGAAGAUGGCUCACUCAGUAUAUCAUCUUGUGAUCUUGUUGAUUAUCCUCCUCGUCUUCGACUAUCCACAGGUGGGUCUACUUAUACGUACAAUGUCGUUGACGACCGCACGUCACUCUUGUCACGAUCCAUCUCGAUCAUACGAGUGUAGAUAAUUAUUCCUCACCCGUGUCGUGCCCACCCUGCUUUCCUACUUUACGUCGAAGGAGGACGAGUAAUUUGCUUGUUAUCAAACAAGGAAUUGCAUUUGUCAUCUACUCUACUCUAAAUCUAAUACUCAAACUAAACAGUGUCCUCAGCGCGACUAAAAGGUAGGCUAGUACGACGGACGGGUCGCGUACGAAACUAAUUCUAAUUCCAAUUCCAGUAACUACAAGCACCAGAUCAAUUAUACUAAUGAAGACCGCCGGCAUGGAGAGCGUGCACGUGAGGACACGCCUGCGUAGUUGGAAGAGAGGCGCGCGUUUCAUUCGUUAAUUUCGUCAUAGUGCCCAUUUCCAUUUGAUAUUUUCGUUUACAAAUCAGUGAAAAUCCAUGUAAGUGAGUCAGCGGAAGUAUGUUGAUUACCACGCAGAAGAUGCGGAUCUUGAACAGGAGAAUUAUGUAUGAGCAAUUUGUUACCACAUGCGGCAAACGUCUAUUUUGCUACCUCAUUUCGAAAAUUGUAGGUUUCUACCACUGGCCAUCAGACCCAGUACAACAAUGGUCCUGGAAAGACUUACCAUGGUUUCAUGAAGAACUUCUGGUUGUCUGUUUUGUUGUAGAAAAGGACUCCGCGUCAAGAUGAAGAAAAAGAACCGAAACGAGGCAUUUGAUUAGUAGGCGCAUAGGACCUCGCUGACCUCUUCGUACGAUGUUUGAAGCGUUACUAGUUAUGAUCCGUAGUUUCUAUCUGUGCUUGUGGGUCGUAGGAGCAUCCAUUGCUCAUUUCAUUUAUAGUUAUCGUGGCGCAAGGUGAUAUGCGGGACGCUUCAUUGCAACUGUCAACGUCGACUCCCCUUACGUUUUAAUAAAUCCUUCUACUGCUUUUUCAUUUUCAUGUGUUUGUCCCGUAGGAAGAAAACUAGUACCCAUGCUCUGGGCAGAAACUGGCUUACUGCUCGUCUUUAAAGUCUCACAUACAAAACGUUACUUAGCGCGUCUGAAAGGCGGAUAGAAGCAGCUCGAGUUGGAUAUAAGACGGCCAGCAACCGCAACCGGUUAGGUCUGAGCCAUCAACUUCAAUACCAAAAUAAUAUGAAAUAUUUGGAACAUUUUAUUUCAACAUUCUCAGGAGUGUACUACGUACUAUGUGAGACUGCUCAUGCCAUGCCACUAUACUUAAGCAGGAUGUUGUUAAUUUUUCAAAGAGAGGGUGGGGACACGUUCAUUUCAUCUGCUUUCAUCGGUGUUCGCUGCCUGAUGAUGAAGACCAUCCCCAUCCGUAGCAGGCGAGGCGCGCAGCUUCGGCCGUACGAAACAGCUAGUACUAAUGUCAUUUUUUCUGUAGAAGAAGUCAGUGUCAGUUCCGGGCGGGCCGCCAGGGUCGCCUCGUCGUAGAAUUUAUGACUUGAAACUCAAGAUAAUUUGAAGUUUGAAGAAUUCUUAGAAAAUAGGACGUCUACCUAUGCUGGAUAUAGAAAAAGAACCUGGUCGAUGAACACGAACUCGUCAUACUAGAACAAAGUCCUCGUCUUCCUCUCUGCUGCCGACUUGUGAAGGAGAAAAAAGCCGCAAGAGACCACAGAGAAAUGGAGCUACUACUUUGCAGUCACAUCCUUGCUGGUACAAAAAGCAGGGGGGAAAUUGUCCUGUUCGUCGUUCUUCUUGUUGAACUCGGUUCGCUGAAGACAAUCGGAGUCCCCUGCUUGUCGCAGGCUUGCGCUUGCCCGUGCUCUGCCUCAUCUGAAGUUCGUAAAAAGGGCGGAUCAAAACGACCGUGACGAUGAAUGUUUUUAUAUAGCAAGACCGAGAAUAUGAUCAUUGAAGACGAACGCGUCCAGCAAUC